Messenger RNA from Populus trichocarpa (black cottonwood), 3198 nucleotides. RefSeq names its product AMP deaminase. Gene Ontology annotation, biological process: AMP metabolic process; IMP salvage. Bases 234 to 2876 code for a protein of 880 amino acids. Gene Ontology annotation, cellular component: cytosol. The record is from RefSeq and is a predicted model, not a curated record. Gene Ontology annotation, molecular function: AMP deaminase activity. Lineage: Eukaryota; Viridiplantae; Streptophyta; Magnoliopsida; Malpighiales; Salicaceae. The transcript is spliced from 19 exons.
UUGAAAAAUCUGUACACUAUAGCAGCUAUAAAAUAAAACCAUCUCCCUGGGUCCCAAUGGCUUUGAACUCCGUGCACCCUCCCCGCCCCGCCCCUCCCCUCCCCUCCCCUCAGUUGUAUGGCACGUACCUAAAGGCCGAAAGGCUGUACCUAUAAAACCAAAAUUAAAACCUCACCGCCGACUCCCCUUUCUUUUUAGGGUUCUCCUUUGCUUCCUAACUCCGAUACUGUAUCAUGGAUUCAUCAUCACCGCCGCCAUCAUCUUCUCUGCAGCUAGCAAUGGCGGCUCUAGUCGGUGCCUCACUAAUGGCAAUUUCUGCAUUUUUCAUUCACAAGCGCUCCGUCGACCAAGUCCUUGAUCGCCUCAUCACCAUCCGCCGCAAUUCUCUUCUCAAAGAAAAGGAAAAGGAAACCGUUGCAGUUGAUGAUAAAAAUCAUGAUGAAGAUGAAGAGCACGGAUCAGACGGUGAACUGAUUCUUAUUGACCGGAAAAUACUUGUGUCGCAUUCCUUGGAUGAUGAUACUGCAAUUCCAAGUUAUAGGAGGAUGUCGUCUUCCAUGCCCAAUGUCGUGUUGAUCAAUGAUUGGUUCGAUGAGGAAUCAAUGAGGUUUGGCCUUGGUUCUCACCGAGAAGACAAUAACCUCAAUUUCAUUCCCUUAGGGCUUCCGCCUCUGCAUACGGUUCCAAGACAAGGUGAUGAUAAGACUCUGAACUACUCUAGUUCUCUUAAAAGACUGGCAUCUAUGGGCAGGUUAAUGACUCCAAGGUCACCAAGUGGUAAUGCCUUUGAUUAUUCUGGGGAUUCUGAAGAUGAAGGAACGGCACUUGCUGAUGAAGAUACCACUAUUUAUUCUCAGAAUGUGGAUUCUUCAGCUGAUUAUAUAAAUGAUAUUGAUCCAAAAAUUCAAAAUUCUACCGCUCUACAAUUUAGUUAUGUUGAUAGUACAAAUAGUGUUCCCGGCCAAAAUUUUGAACAACAUGGUGACAGAAAGGGACAUGCAACUUCAGGUCAUCAAGUGGGAAGCAAUCCCGUUAUUGCUACCAUGAUUUUACCUCAACGAACUUCUGUACCUGAGUCAAUAAAUAUUGAAGAGGAAGAAGUGCGUAAGAUGAUUCGUGAAUGUUUGGAUCUGAGAAAUAGUUAUCUUUAUACGGAAAAGGUCGCUCCAUGGAUGAAGCAUUCUGUGGAAGAAUCUACUGCAUCAGAGGUGAAUACUGAUCACUUUGAACCUUUUCCAGCAACUUCACAUUGCUUUAGGAUGGAAGAUGGAGUUGUUCAUGUUUAUGCCAGUGAACAUGAUACUGUAGAACUUUUCCCUGUUGCUAGUGCAACCGCCUUUUUCACUGAUAUGCAUCAUGUCUUAAGAAUCAUGUCUAUCGGAAAUGUUCGCUCUGCAUGCUAUCUCAGGCUACGAUUUCUCGAGGAGAAAUUCCGCCUUCAUCUGUUAAUAAAUGCAGACAGGGAAUCCAUGGCUCAGAAGGGUGCACCCCACCGUGAUUUCUACAAUAUCAGAAAAGUCGAUACACAUGUGCAUCAUUCUGCUUGCAUGAACCAGAAGCAUCUCUUGCGUUUCAUCAAGUCAAAACUUAGAGAAGAACCAGAUGAGGUUGUUAUAUUCAGAGAUGGAAAAUACAUGACGCUAAAUGAAGUUUUUGAGAGUUUAGAUUUGACUGUGUAUGAUUUGAAUGUUGAUUUGUUGGAUGUCCAUGCUGAUAAGAGCACCUUUCACCGUUUUGAUAAAUUCAACCUCAAAUAUAAUCCUUGUGGACAAAGCAGACUCAGAGAGAUCUUUUUAAAGCAGGAUAAUCUCAUUCAAGGACGUUUCUUGGCUGAAGUAACAAAAAGAGUUUUAUCAGAUCUUGAGGCAAGCAAAUACCAGAUGGCCGAGUAUAGAGUAUCCAUAUAUGGGAGAAAACAAAGUGAAUGGGACCAGUUGGCAAGUUGGUUCAUUAAUAAUGCAAUUUACAGUGAGAAUGCUGUUUGGUUGAUCCAGCUUCCACGGCUUUACAAUGUAUACAAGCAAAUGGGAACAGUUACUUCGUUCCAGAAUAUUCUUGAUAAUGUUUUCAUUCCACUAUUCGAAGUUACAAUCAAUCCGAGCUCCCAUCCUCAACUACAUGUUUUUUUAAUGCAGGUUGUGGGAUUAGAUAUUGUUGAUGAUGAAAGCAGACCAGAAAGGCGUCCAACUAAACACAUGCCAAAGCCAGCUGAAUGGACCAAUGAGUUUAAUCCAGCAUAUUCCUAUUAUGCAUAUUACUGUUAUGCGAACUUGUAUACUCUUAACAAGCUUCGCGAAUCAAAAGGAUUGCCUACAAUCAAAUUUCGUCCACACUGUGGAGAGGCUGGUGAUGUUGACCAUUUGGCUGCUGCAUUCCUUCUAUGCAAUAAUAUAUCUCAUGGGAUCAAUUUGCGGAAAUCCCCUGUCUUGCAAUAUUUGUAUUACCUUGCUCAGAUUGGAUUGGCUAUGUCACCAUUGAGCAAUAAUUCCCUUUUCCUGAACUAUCAUCACAACCCAUUUCCUAUAUUCUUCCAGCGUGGCUUGAAUGUUUCUCUCUCAACUGAUGACCCCUUGCAAAUUCAUUUAACAAAAGAACCAUUAGUGGAAGAGUACAGUGUUGCAGCAAAGGUAUGGAAGCUCAGUGCAUGUGACCUAUGCGAGAUAGCGAGAAAUUCUGUUUAUCAAUCUGGAUUUUCCCAUGCAGCAAAGUUACAUUGGUUGGGUAGCAAAUAUUUUUUGCGGGGGCCAGAAGGAAACAACAUUCACAAGUCAAACGUACCCGAUAUAAGGAUUGUCUUUCGACACGAGACAUGGAAAGAGGAGAUGCAGUAUGUUUUCUUGGGGAUUGACAAAUUUCCUGAAGAACUAGAUUUCUGAGUGCGGUGUUGAAGAAUGAAGCAAUUCAUAAAUAGUCUCAUAUGCACAAGUGGGAAAUUCUAUCAGCAUCCUUGGAUGAGUUGGAUUUAGCAAUUUUACCGAGCAACCAAUGGCAAUAAAGCAGAAUGUUAAAUAGCUUUUCAGGGUUGAUGAGGCAAUUUUAUGUAGCACUAUCGUAUUGGUUCUGCAGGCAUUCAUGUUGAAACGAGCAAGUUUGCCUUUGCCUUUUCUUUUUCUUUUUCUUUUUCAAAACAAUGUAUUUUACUCCUUUUUUUAAAUAAAUAAAAAAAAAAAAACAAGCUGUGAGUCUUAAUUUCUAAAA